UGUGUUAAUUAUGACAAAGACUAUAUUAAGAGAGUGGACAACACUGCAAUUCAACUGCCAUACACUACAACUGGAACACUCCUGCCUCCCCUAGACUGCCUUCUGAUUCAAACGAUUAACCUUCGUAUUUCAACAUGAAGUUCCUCAUCCUCUUUGGUCUUCUUGCUGUUGUAUUUGGCAUACACUCACCUUAUUUCAGCGUAAGCCCCGAAGCUAUUCGCCAAGGGUUCGUCGCAGUUGACUUUAACCACGAUGGCUUUAUGACGCUGAAUGAGGUGCAAGAAUUUAGUAAAAAACGCGAUCUGAAUGGCGAUGGUUUUGUGAGCUAUACAGAAUAUAAACUUAGUCAACCACAAAAAACUCCUAACAGAAUCGUCAGAGGACAGUUCAAGUACUACGACAAACUGGAUGGCGAGAUCGACGACAAAAUUUCUCCCUCGGGUGAUGUUAACUUGAUGAACAUCUUGGACACUAAUAAAAACGGCGAGGUCACACUUGAAGAAUUUGAAGAGAACAUGCCGAAAAUUGUAAACGGCAUUAUUAAGGAAAUAGAUGCCUUAGUUCUGAUUGGCUGACUAAACUUGAAGAAACUGAAAAAAAAUGAUUUCGGAGGUACACGAUGCUGUUCUGAACUUUACCGCCAUUCAUUCUUGCUGACGGAUUUUACAAUAAGCUACUAUCAACAAUCACAGGUGGCCUCAGUCUUUUCAUCUACCUUUGUAGUACACAACACAGAGGAUACGAUACUAUGACUUCCAGGCGUAUUCUUGUAUUGUGUGUAAUGUACUAAGGGGAUUAUAAAGAUUCUGCAAGAACAAAA
Molecule: messenger RNA, 820 nt
Organism: Pomacea canaliculata
Lineage: Eukaryota; Metazoa; Mollusca; Gastropoda; Architaenioglossa; Ampullariidae
Exons: 7
Coding region: 135-575 (146 amino acids)
Molecular function (GO): calcium ion binding
Source: RefSeq, a predicted model, not a curated record